UCUCAGCUUAGGUUCCCGCAGGCCUCGGGGCCGCGGGGACCUGGCUGCACGUUCCCUGCCGGAGCUCUGCGGCACGGGCCGCUGGGACGUUGGUGGGGUUGCGCUGCGGGGCGGGAGCGGUGACUUUCCACCUCCUAAGCCCGCCUCGGGUCGCGAUGUCGUCCGGGACCGGGUCUCGGCGACCGCGGGAGCCGCCGGAACACGAGCUGCAGCGGCGGCGGGAGCAGAAACGGCGGCGGCACGACGCGCAGCAGCUGCAGCAGCUCAAGCACCUGGAGUCCUUUUACGAGAAACCUCCUCCUGGGUUUAUAAAGGAGGACGAGACGAAGCCAGAAGACUGUAUACCAGAUGUGCCUGGCAAUGAACACGCCAGGGAGUUUCUGGCUCAUGCUCCAACUAAAGGGCUGUGGAUGCCCCUGGGGAGAGAGGUCAAAGUUAUGCAGUGUUGGCGUUGCAAACGGUAUGGCCAUCGAACAGGCGACAAAGAAUGCCCUUUCUUUAUCAAAGGCAACCAGAAGUUAGAACAGUUCCGAGUUGCACAUGAAGAUCCCAUGUAUGACAUCAUUCGAGAGAAUAAAAGACAUGAAAAGGAUGUAAGAAAAUAUAACACCUUACUACACACCUAAAAUGCUCUGGAAUCAUAUUGGACUCUACACUCUCUAGAUUGCACAGCUCUUGCCCCUUCCCUCUAUUGGGCUAGGGCUGCACGACUGCUCCUGGUCCCAAAUCCAAAGGUCUCCACCCGCUGCAGCCGCGCCACCUGGGCCAGCAGUGCCUGCACUCACCCGUUACGCGAAUAGACUCCAGCAUCGUCCCGCCAGGGCCAAGGCCCGGGCCGGCGGGCCGCACCGACGAAAACUCCCGUAAGGCAGCUCGAGACCAGAUCGGGCAGGACUGGCUGCGCAAGGUGGAGGACCACGUCUGACCCAGAGGUUGGAAGGCGCUCUGCCGGUUCCACCUAGUCUCAGCGCUAAGAACCCGCCACGGUGACGUCGCUGCAACCCCGUUGCUAGGAGACGAUCCUGCCUUCUUCCCGCACUCCGCGCCACCAAACAUGCUCGCCGCUGGAGGCGCUCCUGCGACUGACACUCUGCUCAUAGGGAGAGAAGGGAAGCGAACUACAACUCCCAGCGUACACAGCGCGGACCCGUGCAAGUAGCUGGUCCGCAGAGGUUGGGGUGUUUGGGUGAGGAGGCCGGGAUCUGAUGAGGCUCAAGGGGCCUCAUUUCAUGAUGGCAGAGGGAAAUAGGAAUAGCGUAAUAAUUCUGAGUUUUAGUUGACCAGAGCAAAUUCGGACCCCUGACCUUUCAGCUAAUUUACAUGGUAUGAAAUAAAUAGGGCGAUUUUAGAAGAAAAAGAUGGCCAGGGAUGGUGGCACACUCCUGUUAUCCAAACACUUGAGAUGUGUAGCAAAGAUGAUCAGGGGUUCAAGACCAUCAUUGCCACAGUGAAUUUUGAGACCAUCUUGACUAUACAAGAAUGU
Mus pahari (shrew mouse) is the source of this 1483-nucleotide messenger RNA. It is a transcript of the gene Rp9, whose product is annotated as RP9 pre-mRNA splicing factor. NCBI's taxonomy places the organism in Eukaryota, Metazoa, Chordata, Mammalia, Rodentia, Muridae. The record is from RefSeq and is a predicted model, not a curated record. The coding region runs from base 156 to 626 and encodes 156 amino acids. The transcript has 6 exons. Gene Ontology annotation, biological process: RNA splicing.